Molecule: messenger RNA, 1416 nt
Organism: Phycodurus eques (leafy seadragon)
Lineage: Eukaryota; Metazoa; Chordata; Actinopteri; Syngnathiformes; Syngnathidae
Gene: onecut3b
Product: one cut homeobox 3b
Exons: 2
Coding region: 1-1416 (471 amino acids)
Biological process (GO): regulation of transcription by RNA polymerase II
Cellular component (GO): nucleus
Molecular function (GO): DNA-binding transcription factor activity, RNA polymerase II-specific; RNA polymerase II cis-regulatory region sequence-specific DNA binding
Source: RefSeq, a predicted model, not a curated record
AUGGAGCUCACCAUGGAGAACAUCCACAGCAUCUCCUCGCACUCCCAGGUGGGGAACCUGAUGAGCUCGCGGCCGUCGCCUUCCCCUAGCUCCGCUUCCCGGAAUCUGGUGUCGCACGCCCCCGGCGGGCGCUCGGCGAUGGUCUCCGGCAUGACCUCCAUCCUGGAGAGCUCCGGCGGAGACUACCGGCCCGAUCCAUCCUCGUUGUCGGGACACAUGCACCCGUCCAUCAGCAUGUGCGAGAACGCGAUGAGUCUGAGCAACACGUACACGACCCUGGCCCCGCUGCAGCAUCUACCUCCCAUCUCCACCGUGUCGGAGAAGUUUCACCAUCCGCAUUCGCACCACCACGCCGCGGCCCACCCGCGCCUCUCCUCCGGGAACGUCAGCGGCAGCUUCACGCUGAUGCGGGACGACCACCGCGGGCUCGCCCCAAUGGGCAAUCUGUACAAUCACUACCCCAAAGAGAUGUCCGGCAUGGGCCACGGCUCGCUGUCCCCGCUGCCCAGCGGCCUGGGCUCUUUGCACAACCCCCAGCAGCCGCUCUCGUCCUACGGCCCGAGCGCGCACCUUCCCGCCGAAGCCAAGAUGCUUUCCCCGGUGCCGGGGUUCGAGUCUCACGCCUCCAUGCUGUCGAGGAGCGAGCAAGAGCACCUGGCGAGGAGCUUAGGAGGCCACGGCCACGGCAUGAUCUCCAACCUGAACGGCAUGCACCACCACCCGCACGGCCACCUCCACUCGCAGCCCGGCGGCGCGGCGAUGCUGGGGGACCGGGAGAGGCACGGCCACGGCAGCGGGCAGGGAGGCGCGGGCUCGGGCAUCCAGGCGGAGGAAAUCAACACCAAGGAAGUGGCCCAGAGAAUAACGGCAGAAUUGAAGCGAUACUCCAUCCCGCAGGCCAUAUUCGCCCAAAGGAUCCUAAGCCGAUCCCAGGGGACGCUCUCGGACCUGCUCCGGAACCCGAAACCCUGGAGUAAGCUUAAGUCCGGCCGGGAGACGUUUAGGAGGAUGUGGAAGUGGCUGCAAGAGCCCGAGUUCCAGCGGAUGUCUGCUCUGAGGCUGGCCGCAUGUAAACGCAAGGAGGAAGACCGAGGACGAGAGCGCAACCAGGUGCCAAAGAAGCAGCGGCUGGUCUUCACAGACCUGCAGCGUCGUACCUUGGUAGCAAUCUUCCGAGAGAACCACCGUCCCUCCAAGGAGAUGCAGCUUACCAUCUCCCAACAGCUAGGCCUGGAGCUCUCCACCGUCUCCAAUUUCUUCAUGAACUCACGCCGCCGCUGUCCGGAUCGGUGGGACGUCGAGGAGCACGCUCAAGGGGCGCACGGCCACAUACACGCUGCUCACAGACACGGCAAUGCUAACUCCUCGCCCGUCCACCCUGGUACCUCCUCGGUCAGCAUUUUCUCUAAGGCUUGA